GUUUUCAAUUAUCCAAGAUGGCGCAGUUUUUGGGUAGAGUAAUUGGUACCAAAAUGGACAAAACAGCCAAAGUUUUAGUGACAAAAUUAAAGUUACACCCUUAUAUCAUGAAGGUAACGUAGAGCUUUAGUUUUUCAUAUAGGUUGAAGGGUUUAUAUAGCUGAUACAGUCUAUAUUACCAUUUAAGUGGCAAUGUGCUAUACAUGAUGCACCCUACUUUAUUAUUUCACUUUGUCUAACACAUAUAUUUUUUACUCGUCAAGGGGAGUGUACUGCCACUCAGUGGGUUAACUAGACAUGUGAGUUAUGUAAAAAUGUGAAUUGGUUGGCAAAAGACACAAACAUAUUUAAUUGGUAAAUUUAUCAUUCAUUAAUGUCUCAACUGAAUUACAGUAAUGUAUCCAUUUUAUUUUGUAGUAUUAUAACAACAGAAAAGUGUACUUUGCACAUGACGAAAAUAAUGAAUGUACGACAGGUGAUAUGGUUAUGAUUGAAGUCUGUCCAAAGAUGAGUAAAAAGAAAAGAUUUCGUAUCUCAGAAAUUUUAGAAAAAGGACCAAAAGUUGUGGACUCAGAAACUGGCAAAGUGUACUUGCAGGACAAUCGAGAAGACUAUGGAACAGAUAGAUAGCAAAGUGUUGACAAUAUUUUAAUAUAAAGCUAUAAAAUAAUAAUAAUUCCUGUUGCUUAUGGCAAGUGUGCAUGUAUCAAAUUUACUUGAUAUAAUAUUCAUUGUAAAGACUGUAAAAAUCAACUAAAUAUAAAACUUUAUUUCUUUUUCAUUUUUUAAAAAAAUAUAAAUUUAUGGCAUUUUUAAUGUCCGAAG
Messenger RNA from Paramuricea clavata, 825 nucleotides. NCBI's taxonomy places the organism in Eukaryota, Metazoa, Cnidaria, Anthozoa, Malacalcyonacea, Plexauridae. The record is from the annotation of a GenBank genome assembly.